AUAAGCACUGUGAAGAUGAAUCCCAGCAUUAAGACAGUUGGUUUCUGUCCUCCAGCAGCAGCAGAGCCGGUCACCAUGAGUCUGGACGAGGACGCCCGCUGGCUGGACUGGAUGACCAAACAGUUUGAGAGCAUCGCUGGAGACGACAAAGAGAUCGACAUCGAUGAGUUUAAAACGGCUCUCAAGGUCAAAGAGUCUUUCUUUGCCGAGCGUUUCUUUGCGCUCUUUGACUCGGACGGCAGCAGCUCCAUCAGUCUGGACGAGCUGCUGAAAGCUCUGGACCUCCUGAUCCACGGCAGCGAGACGGACAAGCUCAAGUUCCUCUUCCAGGUCUACGAUGUGGACGGCAGCGGUUCUAUCGACCCAGACGAGCUGCGAACGGUUUUGAAGUCGUGUCUGCGUGAGAGCGCCAUCUCUCUGCCGGAGGAGAAGCUGGACGACCUGACGCUGGUGCUGUUCGAGUCGGCCGAUAAAGACAACAGCGGCGCCAUCACCUUCGAGGAGCUCAAGGCCGAGCUGGAGAACUUCCCGGAGGUGAUGGAGAACCUCACCAUCAGUGCUGCUAACUGGUUGAAGCCUCCUGACGUGGAGCAGAAGAAGCGCCACGCUCCACGUUACCUGACCCGAGCCUACUGGCACAACAACAGCCGUAAGCUGCUGUUCCUGUGCCUGUACGCCUGCCUCACUCUGCUGCUCUUCAUCGUGGCCAUGCUGCAGCACAGUCACGGCGGCGCCUGGUACAUGGUGGCCAAGGGCUGCGGACAGUGUCUCAACUUCAACUGCACCUUCGUCAUGGUGCUUAUGCUGCGUCGCUGUUUCACCUGGCUGAGGGCCACCUGGGUGGUGAGGGUCUUACCUCUGGACCAGAACAUCUUGCUGCAUCAGAUCGUGGGCUACGCUGUCCUCUGCUUCACGCUGGUGCACACCACCGCUCACAUCUUCAACUUCGUGCAGCUGUCCGAGAGCAGCGAGUUCAGGCUGUGGGAGUACCUGCUGACCACGAGGCCGGGGAUCGGCUGGGUGAAGGGGACGGCCUCGGUGACCGGAGUCAUUCUGCAGGUGGUGAUCUGCCUCAUGGUGCUCUGCUCCAGCACCUUCGUACGACGCAGCGGACACUUUGAAGUGUUUUACUGGUCUCACCUGUCCUACGUGUGGGUCUGGUCUCUGCUGAUGGUCCACUGUGCAAACUUCUGGAAGUGGUUUGUGGUUCCUGGUUUGCUCUUCCUGCUGGAGAAGAUUGUAGGAAUCGCAGUUUCCCGUAUGGGAGGGCUUUACAUCGUGGAGGUCAACCUGCUGCCGUCCAAGGUGACUCACCUGGUGAUCAAACGUCCUCAGUUCUUCCAUUUCAAACCCGGAGAUUACGUCUACAUCAACAUCCCAGUGAUCGCCAAGUACGAGUGGCAUCCGUUCACCAUCAGCAGCGCUCCAGAGCAGUCAGAUGUGCUGUGGCUUCACGUCCGCUCGAUGGGUCAGUGGACCAACCGUCUGUACGAGUACUUCAGACAGCCAGAGAGCCCGGCGGUCAGCCCCAAGAGACUGGGCACCAGCCUGAGGAACCGGAGGCAGCUGAUGAAGGCCCAGGAGGAGUUGUUCAGCUCCACAAACUGCGGCGGAGGAGUAGCUUCUAAUGAGGACGACGCCAUCGAGCUGAUGAUGUACCGUCAGAACGGCUCCCAGGCCGAUGAGGCCGCGGCCCCGAUGUCUGAGUCUCCGGGGCCAGCGGAGCCUCUUCCGGACGAGCUGGGUCCGGCAGAGAGAGGAGAGGCUCCUCCGCUCAAAGAGGUUCCUGCCAAGUUCGGUGAGAAUCACAGGUUCUGUAACAUCAAGUGUUAUGUAGACGGACCGUAUGGGACUCCUACGAGACAGAUCUUUGCCUCUGAACAUGCCGUCCUGAUCGGGGCCGGUAUCGGGAUCACACCAUUCGCCUCCAUCCUGCAGAGCAUCAUGUACCGAUACCGCAGGAGGAAGCAGAACUGUCCCAACUGUAGCUACUCCUGGUGUGAAAACAUCAAGGACAGCGACAUGAAGCUACGCAAAGUCGACUUCAUCUGGAUCAACAGAGACCAGAAGUCGUUCGAAUGGUUUGUCAGUUUACUGACCAACCUGGAGAUGGACCAGGCCGAUGAAGAGCCAGAAGGCCGCUUCCUGGAGAUGCACAUGUACAUGACGUCAGCGCUCAGCAAGAAUGACAUGAAGGCCAUCGGCCUGCAGAUGGCGCUGGACCUUCUGGCCAAGAAGGAGAAGAGAGACUCCAUCACUGGACUGAGGACCAGAACCCAACCUGGACGACCCGAGUGGGGGAAGGUUCCCAGAGUCCAAGGAGACGUCUUCAAAUGUCUUGUUGUGUCCGACCAACAGUUAAGAACCCGAAGAGAUUCAGUUUACUGAGACAAACCCGAGGACGUUUGCUUGACAAAUGACUUAAACAGUUCAUUUAUCAUCAAAUUAUUGUUGCUGAUAAAUGUUCUGUUGAUUGACUAAUCAAUCGAUUGUUUCAGCUGUAAUUUAAUUUACUCAACAGAGAGUAAAUAUUUAAUUCCAUUAAAAGUAAACACAUCAUUGCAUUUGACCACCAAAAAAAAAAAACAACUUUGUAUAAAUCCAGGAGAAGAAAAGAAAGGCAUUAAUGUUAAACCGCCAUUUCCUGCACAAACAUGUUCAAUAACGUUAUCGAAUAUAAUGAAUAUAAUGAAUAUAAUGAAUGAUCAGAGGAGCAGCUGCAGCAACACGGCUUCCUGAAGAAGGGGGUGCUGUUGCUCCGCCGUUAGCUUAGCCGGGUUUAAACCGGCGUUGCUGUGUCCUCAGAAGCUGUAGUUUCCUAUCUUAAAGCACUAUGUUGAGCUGAGGCCUAAAAUAUCGUCUCUUCCUCAUGUAAUGGGGCCUUUAAAGAGUACGACUGCUGUGGGUCUGAAGCACAUUGGGGAGAUUGUUUUCCACCACUGGUUGUUCAGAAAGUGUACUGCUUGGUUUCCGGCGCUCCUGUGGUGAAACAGCGUGUUGUUGGUAGCCGUUUUCAGAAUCGCCUCCUCUGUAAAACAUGUUGUUGUCGU
This is a messenger RNA of Siniperca chuatsi (mandarin fish), 3050 nucleotides long. RefSeq names its product NADPH oxidase, EF-hand calcium binding domain 5 (gene nox5). Gene Ontology annotation, molecular function: calcium ion binding; superoxide-generating NAD(P)H oxidase activity. Gene Ontology annotation, biological process: defense response; superoxide anion generation. The transcript has 16 exons. The record is from RefSeq and is a predicted model, not a curated record. Gene Ontology annotation, cellular component: plasma membrane; NADPH oxidase complex. NCBI's taxonomy places the organism in Eukaryota, Metazoa, Chordata, Actinopteri, Centrarchiformes, Sinipercidae. The coding region runs from base 16 to 2388 and encodes 790 amino acids.